Messenger RNA from Microtus ochrogaster (prairie vole), 2325 nucleotides. RefSeq names its product pregnancy-specific glycoprotein 22-like. The record is from RefSeq and is a predicted model, not a curated record. Gene Ontology annotation, biological process: regulation of immune system process; signal transduction. Gene Ontology annotation, molecular function: protein tyrosine kinase binding. The annotation marks the transcript as partial. Lineage: Eukaryota; Metazoa; Chordata; Mammalia; Rodentia; Cricetidae. The transcript is spliced from 8 exons. Gene Ontology annotation, cellular component: cell surface; plasma membrane.
AUGUCGAAAAUCAUCCACAGGUUGAAGGAUCUCACAGACUUUUCUCCAGAAUCACCUCCUCGCACACACCAAAGAUCUUUCCUUUGGAAGUGCGGACGCCUUGAUACCUCUGACCAGCCCACCAUUGAAUCAGUGCCACGAUGCGUUGCUGAAGGCGGAAAUGUUCUUCUACUCGUUCACAAUCCACCAGAGAAUAUUCUAGGCUAUGUCUGGUUCAAGGGAAGGGCUAACUUCAAGAAUAUUGUGGCCACCCGGUUAAUACAAGAUAUGAAAGCAACUGUGUGGGGACCUGCAUACAGUGGCAGAGAGACAUUGCACAGUGAUGGAUCCCUACUGCUUAAUCAUGUCACUCAGAAAGACUCUGGCUUGUACACGCUACGAAUCUUGAGAACAGAUGCAGGAAGUGAAUACACACAAGUGCAACUCCAGGUGGACACUUCCCAUUCUCAGUUCUGCAACCCUUUCGCUUCUUCCCAACUCAUGAUCCAACCGGUGCCUCGUGAUGCAGCUGAAGGGGAAGAUGUAGUUCUCCAAGUUUAUAAUCUUCCAGAAGAUCUGAAAGCCUUUUCCUGGCACAGAGCAACCUAUAGAGCUCCAACCCUUCAUAUUGUAAAAUACAACAGAGCCACAAAUUCCAUCUCCUGGGGGCCUGAACACAGAAUCAGAAAAACCAUAUACAGUAAUGGAUCUCUGAUACUCUGGGAUCUCACUGAGAAAGAUGCAGGAAUCUACACACUAAUAGUUUUGGGCAAAGGUUUCAAAAUUGCAAGACAAUAUGGCGAAUUUUUUAUAAAGAAGAAUGUCACACAGCCCUUUGUGCAAAUCACUGACACCUCAGUCUCUGGAGGUACAUCUGUGAUCUUCACCUGCAUUUCACCGGACACUGAUGUCUCCAUCCGUUGGAUCUUCAAUGAGAAGAAUCUUCAGCUCACAGAGAGGAUGACUCUGUCUCCUACAAAGUGUGGACUCAAAAUAGAUCCUGUCAGGAGAGAGGAUGCUGGAGAGUACAGGUCCUCCAUUUUAACCUCCUGGCACCCGUCUUCCACUGCCAGUGUGACCAUUGAAUUACUGCCAACUCCAGUGGCCGAAGGAGAUGACGUCCUUUUCCUUGUCCACAAUCUGCCAAAGGAUAUUAUAGACGUUACCUGGUUCAAAGGGCGGGAAAAAGAGAAACAACAAAUUGCACUGUAUGUACUGCACAAAAAUUUAAGUAUGCCAGGUCCUAUACACAGCGGGAGAGAGAUAAUAUAUCACAAUGGAUCCCUGCUUCUUGAAAAGGUCACCCAGAACGAUACAGGAUUCUAUUCCCUACGAACCUAUACUAGAGGAAGAAAAUUUGUAUCAACGGUACCCAUGUACCUCCACGUGCACGCUUUCCUUUGGAAGUGCGGACGCCUUGCUACCUUUGGCCAGACCACUAUUGAAUCAGUGCCAUCCAGCAUUACUGAAGGGGGAAGUGUUCUUCUACUCGUUCACAAUCCACCAGAGAAUAUUUUAGGCUUUGUCUGGUUCAAAGGAAUGGCUGAUUACAAGAAUAUUGUGGCCACCCGGUUUAUACAAGAUAUGAAAGCAACUGUGUGGGGACCUGCAUACAGUGGCAGAGAGACAUUGCACAGUGAUGGAUCCCUGCUGCUUCACGGUGUCACUCGGAAAGACUGUGGAUUGUACAUUCUAAAAAUUCUGAGAACAGAUAAGGGAAGUGAAUACACACAAGUGCAACUCCAGGUGGACACUCCCCAUUCUCAGUUCUGCAACCCUUUCACUUCUUCCCAACUCAUGAUCCAACCGGUGCCUCGCUAUGCAGCUGAAGGGAAAGACGUAGUUCUUCAAGUUUAUAAUCUUCCAGAAGAUCUGAAAGCCGUUUACUGGCACAAGGCAACAUACAGAACUCCAGUUUUUAAAAUUGUAAAAUACACCAGAGCCACAAAAUCCAUCUCCUGGGGGCCUGAACACAGAAUUAAAAAGACAGGAUACAAUAAUGGAUCUCUGAUACUCAGGGAUCUCACUGAGAAAGAUGCAGGAAUCUACACACUAACAGUUUUAAAAAAAGAUUUCAAAAUUGAAAGACUAUACGUGGAAAUUGAUGUAAAGAAGAAUGUCACACAGCCCUUUGUGCAAAUCACUGACACCACAGUCUCUGGAGGUACAUCUGUGAUCUUCACCUGCAUUUCACCGGACACUGAUGUCUCCAUCCGUUGGAUCUUCAAUGAGAAAAAUCUUCAGCUCACAGAGAGGAUGACUCUGUCUCCUACAAAGUGUGGACUCAAAAUAGAUCCUGUCAGGAGAGAGGAUGCUGGAGAGUAUCAGUGUGAGGUUUCCAACCAA